This is a messenger RNA of Lodderomyces elongisporus, 1680 nucleotides long. RefSeq lists its product as uncharacterized. Gene Ontology annotation, biological process: biosynthetic process. Bases 1 to 1680 code for a protein of 559 amino acids. Gene Ontology annotation, molecular function: pyridoxal phosphate binding. The record is from RefSeq and is a predicted model, not a curated record. The transcript has a single exon. Lineage: Eukaryota; Fungi; Ascomycota; Pichiomycetes; Serinales; Debaryomycetaceae.
AUGUCAUCAUCAACAUCAAAUAGCUUUCACGAGGAUUCAGAAAACGGCCAAGAGUCGGUGUUGGAAUUCGAAAGAUUGGAAUCCACAUUGCCUCCUGCAUUGAGGAGAUCUGCAUCUUCAUUGCUUGAAGUUAUCCAGUCGAAUGGUACUCCCCCAGCAUCACCAAGCGACCCACAAACCCAUGAUGCCUCAAUCCAAUCGCCAGUGCCACAACAUCUCAGAGACUUGCCACACCAACAAGUGCCAGUAUACCAAACAGUCCCAGGAAGAAACACUGCUCCUACACCAAACUUGAAAGACAAGAGCCACCGCCAACAUGUGAUCAAUAAGCUUUCCAAAUCAGAAAACGGAAGAGAAGCAUCACCCAUCCCAAUACCAAAACCAAAAUUCAACGAAAACAUUUAUAAGCCGGCAAUGAACUCUAAACAAUCCUCAACCGGAGUGUUGUGGGCCACAGAAAGAGCCCAAGAGUAUGGUUACGACUCUGAGCACGUUGGAGAAUGGGCAAAUUUGGGUCAAGGUGCACCAGAACACGGUGACACCAUUCCAGGCUCAUUCCCCAGACCCAAAACCAUUCUGGUCCCUGAUGCCUCAAAAGAGUAUGCUCCAACUGCCGGUAUAAAGCAAUUGCGAGAAGCGGUGGCCAACUACUACAAUGUGACAUAUAGACAGAAUAAGCAGAGCAAGUACACAUACAAAAAUGUAUGUAUUGUUCCCGGAGGCAGAGCAGGUUUAACAAGAAUUGCCUCAAUCAUCAGUGACUGCUACUUGUCCUUCUUCCUUCCAGAUUAUACUGCAUACGCAGAGAUGUUAUCGUUGUUUAAGAACUUUUCGCCCAUCCCAGUGCCAUUGAAAGAAGCAGACAAUUACGAAAUGCAUUUAAAGAUGAUCAAGGAGGAAUUGACACGUGGUGUUAGUGCACUUCUCACAUCGAAUCCAAGAAACCCAACUGGCCGUUGCAUGAAGCCAGAACAAUUGCAACUAUUACACCAAAUGUGUCGAGAAAAGUGUCUCUUGAUUAUGGAUGAGUUUUAUUCCCAUUAUUACUAUGACGAUGGAUGUACUGGUUCCUCAAUAAGUUCAGCUGAAUACGUUGAAGAUGUCAACCGUGACCCAGUACUCAUCCUCAAUGGUCUCACAAAGGCAUUCAGAUUACCAGGCUGGAGAAUAUGUUGGAUUCUCGGCCCCGAAGAAUAUAUCAACAACUUGUCCUCAGCAGGUUCCUUCCUCGAUGGAGGAUCCAACGCUCCUUUCCAAUACGUUGCCAUUGACUUUCUCGAGCCAUUAAAGGUCAAGAAUGAAAUGCGCGCAUUACAACUCCACUUUAAGAUGAAGCGUGACUACAUCAUUGGAAGAUUAUCAAAGAUGGGCUUCCAUUUCAAUGAAAAGAAUACACCAAACUCAACAUUCUACCUCUGGUUGAACUUGUCGCAUUUGCCUGGGAAAUUAAGCAACUGUCUUGGAUUCUUCCAUGAAUGUUUGCACGAAAAAGUGAUUGUUGUUCCAGGCUUUUUCUUCUUAAUCAACCCACAGAACUUGAGCCACUUGGAAGAAGUUAUCUGGUAUAAUUACGUAAGAAUCAGUUACGGCCCUGAGUUACACCAUUUGGAGAAUGGUAUGGACGGCAUUGAAAGGAUAUUACAUAGAUUUGGCUGCUUGCCAUACGACUUGAAAGAGUAA